GUCUGUUAAAAAAUGUUUUUCUGUUAAAUAAAAUAUUGUUUGGGUCAUUGUAUUUAAGUUAAAUCAAACGAAGUGCGAUUUGAGCAGUUCUGUUUUGCUCCUUUAUUUGCAAGUUUGGUUGAUCUGACUGAAAAAUAAUGCCAAGAUUUUGGUUGAAAAGGCAUUUACCAUGCAAACAUAACACUUCGGUUGUCAGCUCAAGCGUUGUUUAUAUAUUUCUGUAAGUAUUUCACUGUUAAAUGUAAAGCUUUGUACAGGAAGAAAACACAAAUGAAGGACAUUGUCAGCCCUGAGAAGAGAACGAUGCAGCUGAUUGAGUCUAUAAGGUUCUCAUCAAAUGGAUAAGUAUCGCCCUCUGCUGUGUUUUGGGAUAUACAGCAAUUGUAGUAUUGUUUUUUGAGUAUUAGGAUAUUUUUACAUCGAAGGAAUGGCAGAAAUCGCUCCUGCACCAUCCACUGAAGCAGCCCCUGCUCCCGUUAAGGCUGCUAGGACUACCAAGAAAAAGAUCGCUACCAAGCCUAAGAAAGCGGGUCCCAGCGUGUCGGAUCUCAUUGUCAAGGCAGUGUCUGCUUCCAAGGAGCGCAGCGGGGUGUCUCUGGCAGCGCUCAAGAAAGCUCUGGCGGCCGGCGGCUACGACGUGGAAAAGAACAACUCCCGGGUCAAUACGGCGGUCAAGAGUCUGGUGAGCAAGGACACCCUGCUGCAGACCAAGGGCGUCGGCGCUUCUGGCUCCUUCAAACUCAACAAAAAGGUGGCUGAAGCCAAGGAUAAGGCAGCUAAAAAGAAGGCAGUGCCCAAACCCAAGAAGCCAGCGGUGAAAAAAGCUGCUCCUAAGAAGGCUCCAGCAAAGAAACCCGCAACCAAGAAACCAGCUACCAAGAGCCCUAAGAAGGCAAAGAAACCUGCGGCUAAGAAGGCAGCAACAAAGAGCCCCAAAAAGGCAAAGAAACCAGCAGCUAAAAAGCCAGUUAAGAGCCCAAAGAAAGUCGCUAAACCCCAGCCGGCGAAGACAAAGCGGGCAGCUCCUAAAAGGCGCUGAGCUGAACAGUCUGAUGUAACCGUGUUGAAAUGAACCCAAAGGCUCUUCUAAGAGCCACCACAACUUCCUAAAAAGAGCAAAUUAUAAACUAAAUUAGAUUAUAUAAUGCACGUGAAAUUCAAAUACAUGUUUAUUUUCUGUCAUAAGAAACGUCUCCAAGCAAGCAAUGUUACACCCUCCCGCUUGCACAGAAAUAAGAAAACUUUCCUUUACCUUUCUAAACUCAAUUUUGGAAUUGGUAAAUAACGAUUUGGUUUUAAGAAUGUUUUAAAACCGAUUGCUAGUUCCGAGAGCAGGACAACCUGUUAGUGUGACAUGCGGGGAAAUGAAACUGCUAUGGUUAAAAUAAGGUUGAUACAAUUGGAAUUGUAUGAGUUAAAGAUACUAAUACAGAGAUUUCAUACAUUGUUAAAAGUAGUUGUUUUACUGUGAAGUAAAGUCACAGUAACGAGCGAUUCAUGCAUUUCUAUUUACAUGAAUUGUAUAUGUACCUGGAGUUUUCAAUGCAUUUGAGUACCCUAGUGAGAAUAAUAUCAGCGCAUUUAAGAUGUGCAAUAUUGCAUGCAAGUUAUACAUUAUGUUGUAAAAUAACAAAAAGUUGUAGCAGUACUUUUAAUAUGGUGCCUGUGUGGUGCACAUUGCACUACAGUACUACAUUGAUAUUCAGGAACUAAUAAUUUACGAGUAUUAACGAUUCAUUGAUGGCGAUUGUAUUGUGACUUUGGUGGGUCAUUAUUGUUAUCAAACAUGAGAAAAAGAUUGUUAUGAUCUGUAAACAUGUUUAAAAUGAAAAAUGAUAAACUCGCUCUUAGACUGAACCCAUCGAAGGGAAGAAAAUAAGGAAACCUUUUUGUUCUUAAGAAGCUGUGUCUUCUCUUUGUAUUUCUAAACAGUUGCGGAACCCCUAAGACCAAUCGCGGGCUACGCGCUCUGUGAUAGGUUACUUCAAAACUGCAAGUGUUAUCCAAUCAGAAUGAGUCUCGGUUUAUAAAAAUAGCGAAAACGGCCAUUUUCUUUUAUUGUGUGCUUUU
Molecule: messenger RNA, 2070 nt
Organism: Acipenser ruthenus (sterlet)
Lineage: Eukaryota; Metazoa; Chordata; Actinopteri; Acipenseriformes; Acipenseridae
Product: histone H1-like
Exons: 1
Coding region: 428-1039 (203 amino acids)
Biological process (GO): nucleosome assembly
Cellular component (GO): nucleosome
Molecular function (GO): structural constituent of chromatin; DNA binding
Source: RefSeq, a predicted model, not a curated record